Messenger RNA from Triticum dicoccoides, 1692 nucleotides. Its product is annotated as probable gamma-aminobutyrate transaminase 4. The record is from RefSeq and is a predicted model, not a curated record. Gene Ontology annotation, molecular function: S-adenosyl-L-methionine:8-amino-7-oxononanoate transaminase activity; pyridoxal phosphate binding. The transcript is spliced from 18 exons. Gene Ontology annotation, biological process: biotin biosynthetic process. The coding region runs from base 16 to 1470 and encodes 484 amino acids. NCBI's taxonomy places the organism in Eukaryota, Viridiplantae, Streptophyta, Magnoliopsida, Poales, Poaceae.
UUCAUCUUGGGGAAGAUGGAGACUCCUCGUGGCCUACUCCAGUCAGAUGCCUCGGCCGAUCAGGUGGCUUCCGAACGGUCAGACUCUGUUCAACAACAUGGGGUUGAUAAGGAGCAUGCCAUGCUGGCACCGUUCACAGCCGGAUGGCAGACCGCAAUCUCGCCGACAUUGAUUAUCGAGAGAUCUGAGGGCUGUUAUAUUUAUGAUGCCAACGGAAACAAGUAUCUGGAUGCCCUUGCAGGAUUAUUGUCUACAGCUUUAGGUGGUAGUGAGCCUCGAUUAGUCAAAGCUGCAACAGAGCAAUUGAACAAGCUGCCUUUCUACCACUCCUUUUAUAAUCAUACAACAAGACCCUCUUUGGAUCUUGCGAACGAACUUAUUAGCAUUUUCACUGCCAGGCAAAUGGGGAAAGUGUUCUUUACCUGCAGUGGUUCGGAAGCAAAUGACUCUCAGGUCAAGCUAGUAUGGUAUUAUAACAAUGCAUUGGGGAGGCCAAAGAAGAAGAAAAUCAUUGCACGAUCACAAUCGUAUCAUGGGACAACAUACAUAUCAGCUAGUCUAUCUGGUCUUCCUACGUUGCACCAAGACUUUGAUCUGCCAGGAAAUUUUGUUCUACACACAGACUGCCCUCACUACUGGCGUUUUCACCUCCCUGGUGAGACGGAAGAAGAAUUUGCAACUAGACUUGCCAAUAAUUUAGAGAAUCUUAUCCUCAAAGAAGGACCAGACACGAUUGCUGCCUUCAUUGCUGAACCUGUGAUUGGUGCUGGUGGUGUCAUCCUGCCUCCAAAAACAUAUUUUGAGAAGAUUCAAGAAGUUGUUAAGAAGCAUGACAUCCUUUUCAUAGUUGAUGAGGUCAUUACAGGAUUUGGAAGGUUGGGGGCUAUGUUUGGAUCUGAUUUGUAUGACAUCAAACCAGAUCUUGUUUCCUUGGCAAAGGCUCUUUCUUCUGCAUAUGCCCCCAUUGGAGCAAUACUUGUUAGCCGGGAAAUAUCAGAUGUAAUUUAUUCUCAUAGCAAUAAGCUUGGUACAUUUGCUCAUGGAUUUACAUACUCUGGACAUCCUGUUUCAUGUGUUGUGGCUUUAGAAGCAUUAAAAAUUUAUCGGGAAAGAGAUAUUCCUGGUCAUGUAGCACAUGUUGCACAAAGAUUCCAGGAGGGGAUCAAGGCCUUUGCAGCCAAAAGUCCAAUUAUUGGGGAGACGCGUGGUGUAGGAUUGCUGAUAGCAACAGAGUUCACUGACAACAAAUCACCAUAUGAUUUAUUCCCUUUUGAGUGGGGCAUAGGUGAAACAUUUGGGGCGGAGUGUAAGAAACGUGGUAUGGUGGUUAAGGUUCUUGGGAACUUGAUAGCGAUGUCCCCACCACUGAUAAUAACCCUUGAAGAAAUUGAUAAACUGGUGAGCAUAUAUGGAGAAGCCCUAAAGGUCACAGAGGAAAGAGUAGCGGAGUGUAAAGCCAAGAAGGAGUAGUUAGCAUAUGCAAUGCAUAAUAAUGGUGGCAAGGUUGCGGCGAUGAUAUUGGUUUGUGCAUGGAAUAAAUCCCUUGGUGUUGAGUUUUUAAAUAAUUUGUUAAGAUAUUUAUCGUAUUGGGCCAAAAGAAGGCUAUUAUCUUUCUAAAAGAGCGCAAAUUGUAUUUUUUUUCAUGAAAGAAUGUAUAUUUUGAUUAUCUCAAGAAUAUAUAUGGAAAAUGUG